AUACAGAAAGAAUAGCCGAAUUAGAGGGCAAAAUAAACGACAAAACUACUAGAAUGGCAAAAAUAUUGGGGGAGUAUGAAAAAUUAGAGAAAGAGGUGGAAGAGAUGAAAGAGGAGUUAAAAACUUUGAAAGAGGAAAAAGUUCAAAAGGAAACUGAUAAUGCUAAUGCUUUAACAAAACUUGCGGACAAAAUAUUAGAAUUAGCAGAAAGGUUAAAAAAAAUAGAUGAAGAAUUAGAUAAAAAAACCUUAUCCCUAGAACAAAAAAACCAAGAGCUUCAAGAAACAAAAACUAAACUCCAAGCCUUACAGACUGAACGGGAUGACAUAAAUGCUCUAUUGGGGGAGAAAAUUAAUGAAAUAAAUAAAUCUAGUUUAGACAACCAGGAGAAAUCAAGGAAAAUUAACAA
Molecule: messenger RNA, 409 nt
Organism: Racocetra persica
Lineage: Eukaryota; Fungi; Glomeromycota; Glomeromycetes; Diversisporales; Gigasporaceae
Source: the annotation of a GenBank genome assembly